AAUCAAAUUUCGUUUUCUGGCCUCAAAGUUCGUUUCUUCACGAACAGCAAAGAUUCAAUGAUGUUUGUCAGUUGAAAAAUGGGUCAAUAUAGCUAUUCGGAUAGACAGGUAGUGCGGUAUCUCGAGUAGCAAAUAUGGACUCAAUGUGUUAUUUACAACAUCGGACUUUGAUCAAUAUUCGUAGCUCUGCGGUGAACUGGUAAAAUAUAAUAAAAAUCCGAGUCCACCACGUCGUACAAAUAAAUUGCAUUAUUUUUGUGCAUUGCUAUUGUCACAUGCUGUUGUUGGCACUUGGCGUUGGGAAACAUAGAAAUAUAAUUCAGAUCAUUUGAAUUAUCAUUAGUUUGUGGUAUUAAAAUCGAAAGAAAGAAAAGCAACGGGGGCUUUUGAUUUGGUGCAGAAUUAUACCACACGUCACUGCGGUGAAAUUAAGAGAAAUUUACCUGCGCGGACAUCAUUCUUUCGGGAGAUAUACUGUUACUGGAGGCGGAUAUAGAAAACGUCGGUCAGAUUAUCUUGUCUCAACAAUGGCCUCUAAAACUUUGGUUUUUGUUAUCACCUUGAUUGGUGUAUGUACAACAAUGGUGACAUGCGACCCAACCACUUCCGCCGGACCGUCAACAUCACCUACAACAAAUGACCCAGCCACCACAGCAGCAGCCACGUCUCCCGAUAGUACAACGGCGACAUCGGAGAGCCCGACCACCACUCCAAAUUCGACAUCACAGCCUCAGCCGACGGGGACGACGAUGAACGACACAGAAGCCCCUCAGACCAGCACCUCACCGACGGCCACCACAGUACCGCCGUCAACGCCGAAACCGACAACAAAGGCCCCUCCGGAGAUCGGGACAUGGACCGUUGCAGACAGCGCCAAGAAUCUGACGUGUAUGAAGAUGACCUUCAAAGGAACCAUCACUAGGACGAAAAUGACUCCCAUUCUGAUCCCGAUCACGGCUGCUGCAGACUCCUCGACGUGCAGUGAUCAGCAAUCCAGCUUGGUUCUCGAGUUCAACGACGAAAACAUGAUGAGCAUCGAAGUCGUUCUCAGCUUCGUCAUGCAAGACAAGAAGACAUCGUACCUCUGGUCAUCGUCGAUUACGUACAAUCAAACAAAAGAGGAACAGGUCCAGGUCCUGUUUGAGACCCCCGUUGGUCAAAGCUAUCAGUGCAAUAAGCAAGUCGUUCCGCUCGGAGCAACAUACAGCCUCACUUUAGAAGACAUGCAACUCCAGCCGUUUGCUUCUUUUGCUAAUCAUGACUUUGGAAAAGCUUACUCAUGUGUGCCACCGCCCAGUGGACCUAACGCCGCGGUCAUUGUCGGGUUGGUUCUCGGAGGUAUCAUAUUCAUUCUCCUGGUUGCCGUCAUCUGCUUAUACAGGAAAAAGAAAGGACCGGGAAGAGGCUACAACAAUUUUUCGUAAAACCUUAAAUUUCAGGCAAUGUUUUUCGUUGACGAAUAACAAUUUUAAGAAUCCCGGUUGGUGCGUCGCAAAGCUGUUCGUAAAUUACACACGACUGUAUCCACGACUGGUGACCACAUCUUGUGCCAAAAUAUACAUCCCUAUGUUGCUGAUGUAGCACCUAAGAAAAGGUUCAAGUCGUGUGUAAAGUAACUUUACGAUAACUUCAUGAUAAGCUUUAUGAAAAAAACACCGCCCCGACCCCCCCCCCCCCGCCCACUUUCUCCUAGGUUGCCACUGACGAAAAACUUGCCUACUCGAUAAAGCCUGAUCAAGAUAUUUUUCAGCGUGAUUGGUCUUGCUUGAUAAUGUGAUUGUAGUCAUGUGCUCAAAUAAUUUUCAAAUCUUUCGCACACGUUAAAAAUAUUCUAGUUGGUAUAAUGAGAUUGACACCGAUCAUCGUCUUUAACGAGCUCAACCGAACAGGCCGAAAAUAUGGCGCUUUCGCAACCGCGACGGAGAACGCUUUCAAGAACAUAGAAAAUAUAUUGUCAAAUGCCCUACAUGACAAAUGACAACCAAGAAGUCUUUGUCGAAAGUCUGUCAAUCAAACCAGCAGUUUCGUCUUUGAUUCUGGAAACUUUGAACGACAUAAUUUAUCUGGAUAUUUUCGUCAGCUUUGAAACUUAGGAUGAAACUGCUGUUCCGGUUCACCAAUUUUCGACAAAGACCUGCCAACUGAUUUUUGACAGGCAUUUCUCUUAAAUCCAUGCCCGUUGCAGUUGUGAGAACAACAGUUCGGCUGUGGAAACCUAUAGCAUUAUGAACCUCGGCCUAUAUGCACAAAAUCUGUCUGCAAUCCGUUUUGGAAAUAAAAAUGAUCAGCUCGAUCGCUUAGCUUAAUUGCUCUCUCAAAUGUAUUCGCUUGGAUACAAUUAUUAAUAUUCUGUUGUUCGGCGUAAUUACUACACUAGUGCGAUUCCGUACACAAUUAAUUUAUCGACUUUAUUAACGCAUCAUAUUUGAAAGGAAAAACACGAUUUCCUGAUUAUAUGCACUAAAAAAUAUAAGCUUGCAAUAAACGUAACAUAAUUUUCCUGGAAAAACGAUUGUGUGCAAUUUUCAUGGUUUUUUUUUCAAAUGAUCUUGUCUUGGAUGAUAGUGUAAAUGUACUUUGAAGAUGAUAGAUUAUGAGUCAUAAUUUGAGAAUUCAUUGGUUUUAUUCUUUCACACGUCACCAGAAUAUCUUGCAAUUAUGUCGUAAUAUAUUUUCACAUUUUAAAAGUUCCAUAUGUUUAUGCAUGUUUAUGAAUCAAUAGUGCGAGGAUAAUGUUUAUGUUUUUAUUGAAUGCUUGACAAUAGUUAAAUUGAAUUGAAUUGAAUAUAAAUUCACCCUUUCUUAGACCACGACUGAUAAUUCUUCUGCUUUUAUUUUUAUUUUUUACAAUAGCAUGAAUAGAGAAAGUCGUGUUUUAUGUUCGUUGAAUCUUAUUGCCAAAAUUAUUAUUUCAAGAGUUACAUUUUGCAAUGUAUCUAAAGGUUAUUCUGUUAAGAGCUUAUCUAGAUUAGUUCUUAGAAUCUAUGUUCUAUCAAUUUGUUACGUUACUUGAGACUUUUCUUUUCAUUCCCUUUACCAUGUUUACUGAUAAGAUCUCUACACUGUAAGGGAUGAAAUUUCGAGGUAUAGACAUCAUGCGUUCAUUUAAAGCUUUAACAUUUUGACUUAUUAUACCUCAUUUUUUAUUUGUUGGCUGGGAUAAGAAUUCACUUGCACCCAUCAUAUUCCUUCUUUCAUUCAACAUUAUAGUUAAUAUUAUUACAAUAAUUUCAUGGUAUUGGUAAGACCACACUUUCAUGGACUGCAUGUUGCCAAAUCAUUCUCCAAUAUAUACUGAUCGUUUUUAGCUUGCAGUGAAAAGCGUGAUAUGACGAAAAGGGGAAAAAGUACAACACGAAUUUCAGGGAAUUAUUUGGUAUUUCUUUUGAAUAUUGAAUAAUGUGAGUCCUGGCAUUAUAUAGAAGCGUGGAGUCCAUUUCUGUUAGCAAAAGGUAUAUCAUGCAUGUACUUUAGUCAUCAACUUAUUUAAGCUGUUCAUUUCAAUUGUCAUUUCAAGUCAUAAGAGUAAUUCAAUUAGUUAUAGAUAUUUCACCGUGUUUACUGUUAUCUCAUCUUAUUGUUGUGUGUUUGUCGUGUACAUAUAGGCCUACUUUAUGCACUAUCUAACCUAAUCUAUCUAAAUCUCGGUCACGCUAUUAUUAAGGAGGAGGAAUUAUUUCAUAUUGUUAAUAUUGUAAGGUCAUGACCCUAAUUUAAAAAAAAAUGAUUUCGAUUUUACGAUGUUUGCAUUAUUAAACUUUUUCGCGGUUCGAUAUAUCUUUACGUGAAGAUUUGAUCGGCCUAUAAUAGGCAUGCAGUGCUAACAGAAAAUAGGGAAAUGGGUUCUCGUUUCCAAAAGGAUAAAAAUGUUAUCACCUACCCAUUAUUUCCCUGUCAAAAAUCUUUCAAGCAAAAAAAUAAGCAGAUGAAAAGGUUAAUUAAAAAUGUCGUCACCUAAAAAAAUUGACUAUUUUCAUACUCGCUUCAAAACGUGAGCACAUGAGGGAGCACUUUUCAUAAUUGUCUACACAUUGUGUACAACUUUAUAAGCAGGCUUAUGCCCCUUGUCACCCCCUCCCCCCAUCUGUCUUUCUCAAACUAUUACCACUUUUGCACAAUCUAGGCUAUGAGCAAGUUAAUACUUUAUUGAGUUAUUUGUUGUUGUUUUUUCCUUUUGCAGAAUUUGUUGUUUUUCUUGCUUGAUUGUUAGUUUGUUUUGUGGUUUUCAUUAACAGAUAAUGAAAUAUUUUAUAAUAAUCAAUAAAGUGGAAUUAUUUUACUGACA
Molecule: messenger RNA, 4285 nt
Organism: Lytechinus pictus (painted urchin)
Lineage: Eukaryota; Metazoa; Echinodermata; Echinoidea; Temnopleuroida; Toxopneustidae
Product: lysosome-associated membrane glycoprotein 2-like
Exons: 5
Coding region: 528-1424 (298 amino acids)
Biological process (GO): establishment of protein localization to organelle
Cellular component (GO): plasma membrane; late endosome membrane; lysosomal membrane
Source: RefSeq, a predicted model, not a curated record